UGCCAUUGGUUAACACGAGGCAGACUCACGGGAUGGGGAUGAUGAUGCCUCUAAAAAGGGGGGCAAACCUCGGAGCCCGCGUCUCUCCCGCUGCGCACACACGCGCGGCAAAAGUGAAGUGAAGAUGCUUCUUCCCUCUCGGCCGACAGUCCAGCUCGUGAGCCGUUCACUUCUUCUUCUUCUUCUCCUCCCCCUCCUCCUCCUCCUCCUCCUACCAGAGCGCCGAGCUGUCCCCUUCCCUGGUUUACUGGAGGAACUUGCGCGGCCGGGCUCGUCCAGCUCGGAGGAGGCGAGGGGAGGCGCCGACGGAGCCCCGGAGCCCCGUCAGUCCCGCAGCGUGCCCGUGGAGAGCCACGCGUCGGUAUGGGUGCACUGACAAAAGGACGUUACCUCUCCGCGAAGGGCCUCCUGCUGCUCCUGGUUUACUGCACGGUGUCAGUGAUAUCCAAAGGUGCCACGGGGGAUGCUCAGCCUGACACCCUACCCUCGGUGCAGGGCACCUUGCCACACUUCAUCCAGGAACCGGAGGACGCCUACAUCGUCAAGAGCAACCCCAUUAAGCUGCGGUGUCGAGCCGCGCCUGCCUUACAGAUCUUUUUCAAGUGCAACGGGGAAUGGGUGCACCAGAAUGAGCACUUUUCCCAGGAGUAUAAGGACCUCAACACUGGUAAGAUAAAGCCGGCCUUCUUCCAGCCAAUGCUAACAUCUAAUAUGAAGAAAAGGGUGUGCAGGCAUCUGAAGAUUUGGUAUGAUUCUUUGGAGCUCCGGCGGGGGGUGGAGCGCUCAGCUCCUGGCAGCAGCAGCUCCUCUGGCCUGGAACGGAGGUUCACCUCGCUGCUCCUCCGGUCCCUGCUUGGAGCCAACACUGGCACCGAGCUGCUGGAGGCUCAGGCCCUGCUACUGGGCUCACUGGGGGGAAGGGAGGAGGACGACUCGGGGUCCAGAGGAGCUGACUCCGGCAGAUUGGUUAUGGAGAUCAAGCUGCGCGUGAGCCUGUCCCUGUGCUGUCUCUCCAUCUCUGAAGGCAACCCUCUGCUGUUCAACUCCUCCAUGCAGCCCGACUUGACGGUGGGACGGACGUACAGCACGCCCCUCUGCUUCCAGGACAGCACAGACAAAGAGCUCUUUGACCCCCUGCCGGACAUCAAGGUCAAAGUCCAGAGCUCCUUUAUGGUUUCGCUAGGCGUAGCCGAACGGGCUGAGUUCCACGCCAAAGGCCCCGCCGAGACCUUCCCGCGGGACCUGAGCCGGGACUACAGCGGCACCGCGGACAGACGAAAGAAGGGCCUGGUCACCCUCAACGGGCCCUUCAGCACCGGCAGAGAGCAGCCGAGGACCAACGGCGUGUUCGGCCACCCCGGGGGACGCCUGGUGGUGCCAAACGCCGGGGUCAGCCUGCUGGUGCCUCACGGAGCCGUGGCUGAAAAUAUGUCCUGGGAGAUGCACAUGGUGAUCAAUCAGGGAGAGGCAAGUGUCCAAACACUGGAAGGCUGUGAAAUCCUCCUGGGCCCAGAGGUGACGUACGGCCCUCCGGUCCUGGACCUCUUCACCCCGGUGGCCAUGACCAUCGCUCACUGCGCCGAGGUGGACACAGAGAACUGGAACGUCCAGCUCAAGAGGAAAACCCAGGACAGCAAAUGGGAGGAAGUGAUGUCGGUGGAGGAGGAGUGCACUUCCUGUUACUGCCUCAUGGACUCGACGAGCUGCCACCUGCUUCUGGACCAGCCGGGCUCGUACGCCCUGGUGGGCGAGCCCCUGACGCAGGCUGCCGUCAAGAGGCUGAAGCUGGCUGUGUUCGGGAGCAUGGAGGCCGGCUCCAUGAGAUACAGCCUGCGGGUGUACUGUGUGGACGACACGCCACACGCCUUUCAGGGAGUGGUGGCUGCAGAGAAGACCAGAGGGGGUCAGCUCCUCGAGGAGCCAAAGAUGUUGCCUUUCCGAGCGAACACCUUCAGCCUCCAGGUGUCCAUCCAAGACGUUCCCCAGUUCCUGUGGAGCAUCAAACCCUUUACCACAUGUCAGGAGUUCUCCUUCCCUCAAGUGUGGUGCAGCAACCAGCAGCCCCUGCACUGUGCCUUCUCUCUGGAGAGAUACAGCCCUGCCACCGCCCAGCUCUCCUGCAAAAUCAGCGUGCGCCAGGUCAAAGGCCACGAGCAGAUACUGCAGGUCUACACGGCAGUGGCCGAGACUGAAAAAGAGUCCGUUCCAUUUUUUAUGCAGACAGACUGCACCAUCACGUCCCAGACGGGUCCCAAGGCCUUCAAAAUCCCCUCGUCCAUCCGCCAGAGGAUCUGUGCCACCUUCGACACUGCCAACGCCAAGGGCAAGGACUGGCAACUCUUAGCCCAGAAACUCCACUUAGAUCGAAACCUGGGUUAUUUUGCAAAGCAGCGGAGUCCGUCGGCAGUCAUACUGAGCCUGUGGGAGGCUCGCCACCAGGACACCGCUGACCUUGACUCCCUAGCCAGCGCCCUCGAGGAGAUCGGCAAGAUCCACUCCAAAAGCUCCCCCAAGGACCAGGAUGAGCCGGAGUCCGACUUCAAUCACAUAGAGGCGGGCGGCGUGUGCGGAACGGGCACACUAACAAAUCAGACGACAGAGGACUCUGCUCCUGAAUAUACGGGCUGAGAGAAGAGAGAGAGAGAGUGAAAACUGACAAACUGAGGCAUAUAUCUGCGAAGGCACACAGCCGGUGAUGGACGACACACUGUGGCCGUGCGCUGGAAGGUCAAGAGGUUGUGAGUAGACGGCGCGAGCAGUCAACAUGCUGACCGAAUGCCAACGGAUGGAGGUGAGGCGGUACCUGCUGUGGAUCUGCCCCUCUCUUGUCUGAGGAUGGACUGUAAAUCUUGUUCUGCCUUGCCACUCCAUAUUAAGUUCAUUUUUAAUGUAUUUGUUGUUUUUUUUAAGUCAAAGCUGUCCCUCCGUAUAUAUAUAUAUAUAUUCAUUUUCCAGCUCAGAGGGUGAGUGGGGUAUUUCCCAGCCUUUCGUGCACAUUACAGUAUUUUCUGAAUUUGUGUUAGAAAAGAGGGGAGAAGCUUUCCUACCCCUGGGACCGUCCCCUACCACACGCAGCUGGACAUAUUUGCAUAGAAGUUCUCAGAUGCAAAAUAAGGUGAUACAACUGUGGCGUCAUUUCAGAGACACCUGAUCUAAUCCCCCCCCCCCCACCACAUCCCUGUGUCAACGAAUGAAUGAGGACUUAGAAGCUACUUUUUUGACGUCCAAUAUUAUAUUUUUCAAAGGAAGCUGCUGAUUGCUUAAAUGUUGUGAUUGUGAACUUUCAAAGCCAAGAAUUUUGAAAUUAUCCCAUUUUCAUCUCUUACAAAAGAUUCAAAAAAAUCUAGUCGAUAGGAAGUUUACACUUCCGAUCGACGACCAGUGUUGUGUGAUCACUUCCACAAAAAGGAAAAAAAGUUAAAAAAUACAUGAUGAGCCCCAGUCUAAUCUAGACCCACUAUGUGUUAUAGGCUACGGAUCAAAACAUGGUUGUGGUUUAAUGUGGCAGAGUGAGAUUUCUAACCGUGGCAUUACAGUUCAUUACAGUUUCCUUCGCCAAGCGAUAGAGAGGAAGGAAGCGGGAAAACAUCAUUUCCUGCAACAGCACAGAGCACAUGCCGCGUCUUAUCACACAAAUGCCCCCAUUAACACCCGUCACACAGACCUCAUAUCAGACCCUGACACACCCGGCUGCCUCCACCACCAACUCCCCAGCCCUCAACCCCCACCCCCAACACACAGGCAGACACGCACAUUGACAUUUCAUGGCCACAGAGGUCAUGUGCACACAGACUGGGAGGUUGCAUAUUGUACAACAAAUAAACAAAAAAAGGAAUACUGAUGGUUACAUAUCUGUUUAAAUCACAAUAAACACACAUCUUAGUGGGAGAAUAAUGAGGGGAAGAAUGUUCUGAGCAUGUGAAGCUCGAAAUCUAAAAAGCAAUAGGCCUACACAUUUUGUGUCGGCCACUGAGGCACGUAGUACUGACUGACACUCCGAGUUGAAUCAUCAUAAAGGACGAUACCACAGAGGUAAACAAAAUCGGUUACAGUUAAGAAAAACAUUGAACUGUGAAACUUAAAGGGACAGUGUGUGGGAUUUGGAUAGCAUGAAGACCUCUCCGCUUAUUCCUUUUUUUCCAAGACUGCGGUAGCGUGAGCCCCCGAAUGCAAAUCCGUGGAAACGCCGUUCUCCUCGCUGGAAGGCCAUCCAUACCAUAAUAACACUACUUUAGGAGCAACGGAAUAAGUGGCAUGCGGUACCGCGUUUCUGCACUCUGCAGCGUGGAGGAGAACUACGUUGGCCUUCAGGUCAUGUAAAAACAGAAAGGCUCUCUCUUGAGCACAUGGCGGUGCAACACGGCGCACUCCGUGAAGAGAACCCGCUCCAUAUGUAGAUGAAGAGCUCACGUUAAGCUAACGGAAACACGAUUCUUAGUUUCAGAGUUUCACACGAACAAAAUCAUAGUUAUGAAUAUUAAAUUCCAUUUCUGCUAAUAGAUUCCCCCGAAAUGCAACACCCUAGCCCUUUAAAUCAUUCUCUGAUUUUGUUAUUGUGCCCAACUGAAGCCAGCUAUUUGGGGGACACUGAGGUAAGAAUUUGUUUAACAGAAAACCAGAAAAUACAGAUUAUUCCCAUUUGGAAUGGAAACUUUUUACAUGAAAAAAAUUACAUUCAGACACAACAUCCAGCGGUCAUGCUGCUGAGAUGUUUACAUAUUGUAUCUAAAAUCACAAUGGAUCUCUGCCUUCACUCUGCUAGCGAGAUGCAUGCUGGGUAAAUAAGGCCACCCACAUUAUGCAAGAACACAUUCUCUCGCUUAUAAAACACUGAAUCCCACAUCUGCACAUGAAGUGUGUGCUUCUUACAGCCUCAUUGGUGACCACAGCUCUCCGUAUGUUCCUCUGGGAUUCGGUCACACAACAUCACACACGUUUUAGGGGGAAACUUACAUUCAUGAGUUUACAUGUCGCUGCCCACAGUAAUAACAGGUUUACCUGAGGUAAAACCACAGUGUAACACAGACUCCAUUUGGCUGCUGCCUCUACUUACUAUAGGCUAGCUAGACUUAUGCUGUGUCUGAAUUCGGAUACUUCCGUUAUUACACUUCCAUGCGGUACACUGUGUACGCAUGAUGUACUUGCGUAGUGCGUGAAUGUUGACAGGGUAGUGAGGUCUCAAAUCAAACAUGGCUGUUAUGCACUGACCGGAAAGACAUUCGCGAAAUAUGACCGCUUCUUCUUUUUCUUUUUAAUAGCAAAUUGCAAUCGGAAGGAGCAGUACAGCCAACAUUCGACCGUGAUUGCUGCCCGCCAAAAUAUCUGCCAGCUUUGUUUGCUUACUUGACUUGAAUUGUAUUAAAACUGAAUAAAAAUGAACGUGAUUUUAAUUUGAUGUGCUUGUGUGUGCCCCCCGUUUCUGAAAGGUAGCCAUCAUGGCAACCGUUGAGGUGUCCAGUGUUCCACACUCAACGUUUUAACCAUUAUGAGUGCACCAUCCUGGUACUCAGAGUUCACUCUGUUUUGCCAUACUUUGUCAAAACAACCAUGCACUCAAAAUAGCAAAUGAAAGAGCACAAAUUGAGACACAGAGUCAUUCUAUAAUUUGCGGGUACAUUUCACAUCAACAAAAAAGUGUAAAAGUGCUUUCUCACAAAAUGUUAAAAUAUUUCUUCAAUCUAAUAGUCUGCAUCCACUAAUGCAAAGCUUAACAUUAACAACUUUUUAAAUAUUUGAACCUUAAGUUUCAACAUUAAUUUGAAUUAAAAUCUUAAAAGAAUUGAAAACCAUAACAAUGUGUCCAACAUAGUUAACGGCCAAUCAACGUACACUUUUACAAUGCCCUAUUACGGAUAAAAUACUUUUAAAAAUUUGAAUUUAUUAAAAAUGGCUGCCAUUGAGAGAAAUGACCACACUUGGGGACCACACUGUUUUUCAUCUGUUGUCCUUUGGCAUGUAUAAAAUGCACAUAUAACAAUAUAAAAAUGAUAAAUCCACAUUAAUAAAUACACCUACAGAACCAACCUUAAUAACAACAUGAAUGUGUCUUGAAGCCGUUUUCUAACGUUAGUAUUAAACUGACUAAAGCUAAUACACUCUGUUGUGCUUGUGAGGAUCGCAUUCCAGUGUUUUGUUGCUGUAAUUAAGAAAGUACUUUGAGCACAUGUUGUUGAACAAUGUUUUAUGUAACAGUAGUUGAUCAUUUGUUUUUCUUGUUUGACCAUUAGCUGUUAGAAUAUAUUGAUUAAGGGGAAGGAGCUGAAUCGUGCCGCAUCUUAUAGAGUCAACCAUCGUUGGUCAUAAACAAGAAAUAAAUAAUCAAAGCUGCAUAUUAAGUAUCUAUUUUCUUCAUUGCUGUCACUUGCUGUUUUGAAUUAGAAUGGACAUCACCGUGUCAUCUGUGAACAUUUAUAUCUGGACAUCAAAACGGACAAUUGACAAAUCAUUAAUGCUGAAAAACAGUGGUCCUAAGAUGGACCCUUGAGGUACCUCAACAGUGCAGUAGGAAGGGGGGAAGUCAGUGAUGACAAGAAGUCAAAUGCUAGUAAAUGGAAAGCCACCAUUUUCUCCAGGACACUAGAUAAGAUGUUCUGUGGUUGACAGAACUUGUGUGGAGAUUAAUAAACUGAGAUAUUCAUACAAUUCAAAAGUUAUACCUAAUUUUAAAAUAGACAAAUAAAUAGAUAGUUCAAACUUUAUUGGUUUUACAUUUUUUAUUUGAGGCCAAAACCCACUUAAAUGAAAAGUGGGCAUUGCAAAAACUGUCAAUUUAGUAACCUAAUGACAAUUUCAAGCCCUUAAUCUGAAAAAUAUUAUAUUUCUGAGGAAAAUAGUUAAAUAGUUCAAUUUGUUGCAUAAAAAUAUUAUUAUCCUCAAUGGACAUGAACUGUAACCCAAAUUAGAGAAUGACUCAUAAAUGUAACGCCAGCUACAUGUUUUUCCACAAUUGUGAUUUUUUUUUUUCUCUCAAAUGUACAUUUUUUUCUCGUAAAUUUAAGACUUUAAUCUAAAAGUUUUUUUCUCUGCAUAUUACCGCCAUGACUUUAAGCCCAUUAGAGCACUUUUCAUCGAGGGUAUACUUUACCUUUUGCUGUAAACACCCAAAAUGUUGGUUAGUUUUUUGGUCUGCUGAAUACUUAUUAAAACAUAUAAACAAAAAUAAGCAAACCUUGACUAUGACUAUGACACAAUGCCAUUUUACUGACCUACUGUUUCACUAUGACUCCUCCAUAAGUAAAGAUAAGAAAAAACAUGCCACCCCAAGUUUGUUUGGUACAGCACUGACUCUUACAGCUUUAUUCACUAAUCUUGAAGGAGAGGGGUUUUUACGGCAAACAUCAGUGAACCCUGUGGUUUGAGUAUUGUGGCCUUUCUCACCAGUAACUAAAUUCAGGAAAUAAGCUUUACUAAUCAAAGUACCUGGAACCAUGUACAAACAUACAGUAUGAGUAAUGUGCUACAAAUGAAAGCUUAUGCUUGGAGCUGUAUUCUCCGGCUUGAUUUUUAUGAAGCACCCGGUUGAGUCAAUCUUUAAUCCACUCCAUGGUCUAUAGUGCCCCCAGAUCCCCAAACAUUGUCUACAAUCUCAGUGCUGAUACUCUCAAAUGUAUAGAGUCAAAAACAGUGAGCUAAAAGGAAAAUGUGGGACAGUAUGGUGUACUUUAACAAAAUCAGAGACCAAUUCCUCAUCUUGAAAUUGGUACCUCCAACCACAACUGAGUUACAGAAUUAACCUGAAUAAACAUACGUUUGAUCCCUGCAGUCAGCCAAACAAACUCAACUCACAACAGACUCGAUUCUUUCUGUUCUAAUUUAUAUUCUGUUGGCGUUUUUAAGGUGAGAGAGCUGUACUGUAUGUAUUUUGAAUGUGUCCCUCAGCAGUUUUUAUCAGGAGUGAUAUGGUGACUUUGAAUACAUCACUGAGUAUAUCUGACCUGACACAUGUGCAUGGCUUCAUCCUGCCACGAUAAAGAACUGCUUUUAUUUCACUGCAUUUCUGAUCAAAUUGCAUUCAUCUUUUAAAUCAUUUGAGCUGGUAAGGGAGGAAUAUGAAGGGUAUUCAUUUGUUUCUCUCCCCAAUAGGAUUCUUUCCUUAACUGUGACUAGAUGGAUUUUCCUUUUAAUUCCUGCAAGCAAAGAUGGAUAUUUGGGCUUUUGUAACGCUUAGCGGUGGCUUAUGUUACACCGAGGGCAUCCUGUCUGUGCAGCACACCCCAUGCAGCCCGUUCUCUCUCCCAAGUCGUCAAAUACAGCAGCUUGUUGAUUAGCCUAUGAGUCGAGCUGUGCCGCUCUAUGUGGCCGUAGUUGUGGCGGGAGUAAGAGCGCGAAGAGGUUGGGUUGGACAGAUGAUACAGGACUUUCAACCAGGAGGCUGUUUCUGUAUUGUGGGAAACUAAAAGACAAUGGUACACUUACGUAACAUUACGUAACUUUCGUCACCUAUAUAGUGUAGUCUACUUAAUUAGGUAACAAAUGUAUUUAUUUUCACCCAAAACAUGAUCUUUCCUAAACCUAACCAAGUAGUUUUGUUGCCUAAACCUAAAGGUUGUUUUCUGCAACGCAAAAAAUUUUUUUGAAAAGCCUUUAUGCAUGAAAUUAGGGAUGCACAAUCGAUAUUAGGCCCAAUAAAUUCUGGUCGGUACCGCUAAAUUCCUCAAACAAGAGUCAUGUAUUAUUCUGAGGAUUGCAUUAUAGACGAUACAUUUUUGGCUGAUAAUAUGAAGACAAACUGCUUUCAUUGACUCAACAUGCUACUCUCACUUUUACUGCAUAGUAAACAACUGGUGAUGAACUUAUAAACUAAGAUACAAAAAUGUUCAAUUCUUAUGAAUUCUUAUUGGAAUCGGCCAUGAGAAGCAUGUAAUAACUGGGUAUCGUUAUCAUCCAAAAAAACCAUAACUCCCUUCAUGUAACGACCGGAAACGAGGGCCACUGAGAGCGUCUUAGUUUGAUGGUUAGGGCCACUGACCAAGAGUUGGUACUCGACGAGUUGGGAAUGAGAACGUGCAUCACAGUUAACAAGCACCUUCAUUCUGGAUGUGUUUCAGCUUUGUCCACUGUAUUUCAUAAACGUGUUGAAAUCCAGCUUUUUGAAAGUGAGCUCAUAUACACACACAGACGAAUGUAUUCUCACUAUGUAUAAUACUUUGGUGUGCGGCUAACCCUGUUUCAUGAGAUUAAAAGUUCACUGUCCAUGACUUUCUGUCACCUGAGUUAGUCGGCCCCAUGCUCUUGUUUUGCUUUACGCAUGGCCUUCGGCUUCAUAUCACUAUUCUUGUGCCUUGUUUAACUACUGUAAAAUGGUGAAUGUUGUAAAGUACAGAUGCGGAUGAAAAAACAAAAACAAAUGAAUCAUACUGACAUAUAUUUAAAGGUAUUAGUUAAAAAAGUAUUUAAGAUUAUAAUAUUGAAUAGGCUGCAGAGCUUUUUUAGUGCUGAACAUCUAUGUUUGGUAAUGCCAGGCAGCUUUGUGGUACAUUGUAUCUAUAAUUAUAGAAAUUUUGGAUGUUUUCUGUACAGUAGAAUUUGCAAAUGUAUAUGCAGUCUUUUGGAAAUAAAUGUACAGUUGAAAGAUC
This is a messenger RNA of Anarrhichthys ocellatus (wolf-eel), 9575 nucleotides long. RefSeq names its product netrin receptor UNC5D-like. The transcript is spliced from 12 exons. NCBI's taxonomy places the organism in Eukaryota, Metazoa, Chordata, Actinopteri, Perciformes, Anarhichadidae. Gene Ontology annotation, cellular component: membrane. Gene Ontology annotation, biological process: netrin-activated signaling pathway; axon guidance. The coding region runs from base 364 to 2628 and encodes 754 amino acids. Gene Ontology annotation, molecular function: netrin receptor activity; protein binding. The record is from RefSeq and is a predicted model, not a curated record.